CUGGUCGGGACAAUUUCGAAAUGGGUCCAUCUUCCUUACCAACAGAACCUUUUAUUUGACGUAAUGAUCUAGUUGGAAUUCGUUUCGGCAUCAAUAGCCAUGGAGUCGCAGCAGGAGAAGGCUUCAAGGGAGUCUAGACUCCUCAAGCAGAAAGUUGACGCACUCGAGAAGGAGAAUAUGGCAUUGAAAAAGUCUUUAUAUGAGCUCUCAACUCGCUUCAAUCUCAUGGCACCCAAAAUAUCACCAUUUUCGCUCGACUCGUUGGAAGGAUUUGACGCUCCGUUCACCUCCGUAAGCGACGCCGUCAAACCUGCUGCUGAAGAUCAGGAUGUCUUUGCCGGGGUGUCCCGCGAGGCUCACAAGGACGGAAAACAGUUCUAUCUCAAACAUGAAUUAAAGGGACACGCGGGGGCCGUCUACGCAGUCCAAUUCUCUCCUUGCGGGAAGCUCUUGGCUUCGGGGUCAUUUGAUAAAACUGUGAGGAUUUGGGAUGCUGUAGCGACGCAAAAGGAGAUCCACUGCCUGAAGAACCAUUCCUUGAAUAUAUCGGAUCUAUCGUGGUCAAGAGACUCUACUGAGCUGCUUUCAGGAGGAUAUGACCAAACUUGCAAAGUUUGGGAUGUAGAAAGCGGCAAAUUAGAGGCCUCAUAUGCGACCGAAGGCUUUGUACAGUGCGUCAUGUUCAAUCCGCAAGAUCGCAACAUCUUCUUCAGUGGGACAUCAAGGAACACUCUGUGUAUGAUCGAUCGGCGACAACCCGAUGCCGGUCUUAUCUUCCGAAACGAGGCUAUGGUGAACACAUUAUAUGUGUACAGGGAUGGGACGAGCGUUCUGUCAGGUGAUGCUGCUGGCUAUCUCAAAACCUGGGACGUGCGAACAGGAAAAUGCAUCUCUUCUUAUUUGAACGAACCCACGAAGAAGCCCAUUUCCCACGUCACCGUCUGCUACAGCGAUAGAGAUGAAGAGCCUCGAUAUAUGACCGUCAAUAGCUACGAUAACGUCAUGAGGGUCUAUGACCGUGGAUUCUCUCCUCCGCAUAGCGAGCAACGUCUGAUUCAUGCCUUGAAGGGGUAUAAAAACAAAAAUUGGCCCAUCAAGAGCUCUUUUUACCAACUCAGAGAAGUAAAACAAGGUUUAAAAAGAGGAGGCAGUCAGGAUGAGAUUUACAGCAAAGGAGAGCUUCCCACAAAUUCGACGGACAAUAUUAGCCAAGAGAAGGACAGAUCAGGAGAAUCUACUAUGCUACUUGCCACGGGCAGCGCGGAUCCGUUUGUUUAUGUAUAUAGUGUCGGGGGCACAGAGGGAACGGGGGAACUUGUGCAGCGAUUAGAGGGACAUACAGAUCGGGUGUAUGCUGUGAACUUUCACCCGGUUGAGCCAAUUCUUUGCUCUUGCUCAGCAGACUUUACGCUGAAGAUAUGGUAUUCAAACGGGAAAAAAAAGAAAGCGUGACACAUAAGACA
Molecule: messenger RNA, 1463 nt
Organism: Spizellomyces punctatus DAOM BR117
Lineage: Eukaryota; Fungi; Chytridiomycota; Chytridiomycetes; Spizellomycetales; Spizellomycetaceae
Exons: 13
Coding region: 100-1452 (450 amino acids)
Molecular function (GO): protein binding
Source: RefSeq, a predicted model, not a curated record